Messenger RNA from Anneissia japonica, 1584 nucleotides. RefSeq lists its product as uncharacterized. Bases 113 to 1414 code for a protein of 433 amino acids. The record is from RefSeq and is a predicted model, not a curated record. The transcript is spliced from 3 exons. Lineage: Eukaryota; Metazoa; Echinodermata; Crinoidea; Comatulida; Comatulidae. Gene Ontology annotation, molecular function: DNA binding.
GACACAUAAACUGAAGCUUCUGCAAUGUGGGUUGACGCGAUUUGACGGAAGUUGACGGGGUUGUCGCGAUUUGAUCGUGGAAACAAAGAUUAGAUUUGCUGAUCGAGUAAACAUGGCAGUCGCGGAGCAAGAAGGAGUGAAACUAGAAUCCGAAGAUGCUGGCAAAAUUCGCUGUAAUCUGGUCAUGGUUGAUGGUGAAUUUCAGGAAUUUCUAAAUUCAAGAGACAACAAAAAGACAAAAGAAACAGAAAAAUUUGGAAUGCGUGUAUUUGAGGCCUACUUGGAAUCUCAAGGAAUGAACUUGGAUACGGUAUUGACGGAUCUAAGCCAAGGAGCCUUGGAUGAAAUCAUUGCGCAGUUUUACCCGUCUGCACGGACCAAAAGAGGUGCCUAUUAUUCUAAAAGCUCUAUCAUGCUUAUUAGAUUUUCUCUGGCUAGAUAUGUGAUGAAGCUAAAGAAGGUAGACAUAACUGACAGUUUGCAGUUUCCUAAGGCAUGUAUGUCGUUCAAGGCAAGUGUUAAAAAACUUGAAAUGGAAGGUAAAGCUGCAACAAAGCAUUAUGACCCAAUUUCCGAUGAGGACAUGAGAAAAAUUCAGGCUUCCUUAGAUAUGGACCAUAACGUUGGUCUUCAAAGGAAAGUGUUUAUUGAUAUGAUGUUGUAUUUCUGUAACACAAACAGAGGGCGAGACUCAUUGAGAUUACUGCAACCAUCGGAUUUUAUCUUUCUAAAAAGUGAUGAUGGACGUGAAUACGUUGAACUUUGUGAUAUGGAAACAACCAACCACAGAUUUGAUAAUGGAUGCAGGCAAGGAGGACAAAUGUUUGAAAUUCCAGGCCAUCCGCGAUGUCCAGUAAAGAGUCUAAAGAAAUACUUGUCUAAGUUAAACCCUGCUAUAGACGUUCUGUUUCAAAGACCCACAGCAAAAUUUGUUGAACAAUCUCCAACAUGGUAUGACAAUGCCGUGUUGGGAGUAAAUAAAAUUGGCACACUGAUGAAGGAUAUCAGUGAGGAAGCAGGGUGCACGACAGUAUACACCAAUCAUUGUCUUCGAGCAACGGCAGUUUCUAAGGCGGAUUCACUCAAAUAUGCCGAGAUAAUAAAAAUGGCCGGUUAUAUGCCCGAAGACUGCUUUGCGCAUUACUCAACUAGGCCUAUAACAAACGAGAGGAAUAUAAAAGAUCAAAGCAGCCACAGCCAAACAGGAAAAAGAAGCAUUGAUGAGGAGGACAAGAAGGAAGAAGACGUGUCAUCAGCAUCAACGUCGACCAUCAACACAUUGAACCAGGAUGAAGAAGGAUUAUUUGCUGCAACAGUUGGUGCAAAACUGAGAUCACUUCCCCCCAAAAAGAAGGCAAAGGCACAAGUGAAAAUUAUGGAAACCUUGUUCCAAAUUGAAUGGGAAUCUGAUUAAAGCCGGGUAGGGUGGGUGGGUGUUGUAUGCAGGCUCCUACCCCAAAAUGCAUUGUUGAGUUAGUUGUUUUAAAGUUUUAAAUUUUAAUACAGUUGUAUUGUUGAUAUGCGGAAAAAAAUAUUAUUGAGCACGAGGCUCAGUUUUUUAAAAUAAAUAUGAAAAUAUGUGAA